AUUGCGGCGCUAGCCAGCCAGACCUUAGUCGGCAAACUUGGGCAUGCAUUCUGGGAGGCCUUUCUAGGUUCUUCGACGACAAGUCCUUCAUUACACCUCGCCCCUACAUCUGCAGCUAUGUGUAAAGAGUGGGAUGCCGAGAAAGUCCGCAAGGUGGUGGACGUUGAGCCUGCGCAAAAUGUCGUACAGCCUGUUCCGUCGGCAUCGGCAUCCUCUUCAUCAGCCCAGCAGCCGAAGGCGUUUGAGUACCUGUGGCUGCCCUCGACGACAAACGUCGGUGUACAAUGCCAGACGGAGACCAAUGGAGCGCACGAAUUACGAGGCGAGACAGCGUCAGUUUUAUUGUGA
Pisolithus orientalis is the source of this 348-nucleotide messenger RNA. RefSeq lists its product as uncharacterized. The transcript has a single exon. NCBI's taxonomy places the organism in Eukaryota, Fungi, Basidiomycota, Agaricomycetes, Boletales, Pisolithaceae. The annotation marks the transcript as partial. The record is from RefSeq and is a predicted model, not a curated record.